Molecule: messenger RNA, 1546 nt
Organism: Chanos chanos (milkfish)
Lineage: Eukaryota; Metazoa; Chordata; Actinopteri; Gonorynchiformes; Chanidae
Gene: uap1l1
Product: UDP-N-acetylglucosamine pyrophosphorylase 1 like 1
Exons: 9
Coding region: 14-1525 (503 amino acids)
Biological process (GO): UDP-N-acetylglucosamine biosynthetic process
Molecular function (GO): UDP-N-acetylglucosamine diphosphorylase activity
Source: RefSeq, a predicted model, not a curated record
CUGAAACAGCAAAAUGUUGUCAUUCGAGGAAGUCGCAUCCAGAUUGGAAAGUGCAGGACAGAGUCAUAUUUUACAGUUUUGGUCGACUCUGUCUGCAGAGGAAAAAGACACAUUCCUGGCUGACUUGUCUCAAAUAGAUCCCGAUGACUUGAGGGAACAUUGUCGGGGCGCUGCGGAGGCAGCCAGCCGCCACUCAAGCCCUGAAGACCUGCUGGACGAGCGGAUGCAGCCCGUUCCUCCUGAAUUUAUCGGCAGUGUACGGACAAGCCAACCAGACACUUUGAAAGAAUGGGAGGACGAAGGGUUUUUGCAGGUAUCCAAGAGCAGAGUAGCUGUGUUACUGUUAGCUGGAGGACAAGGUACACGGCUUGGUGUGCCUUAUCCCAAAGGCAUGUACAACGUUGGGCUACCCAGUGGGAAAACCUUGUACCAAAUCCAGGCUGAACGGAUUCGGAAAAUACAGGAGCUGGCAGACCUGAGACACAGCUCUAAAUGCACAGUGCCAUGGUAUAUAAUGACCAGUGAGUUCACCCUUGAGCCCACAGAGAAGUUCUUUAAAGAAAACAGUCACUUUGGUCUGGACCCGGCUAACAUAGUCAUGUUUGAGCAGCAGAUGAUUCCAGCCGUGUCCUUCGACGGAAAAGUCAUUCUGGAAAAAAAGAAUAAGAUAGCUUUGGCACCAGAUGGAAAUGGUGGGCUUUACCGUGCCCUGGUGGACAGUGAGGUGUUGGAGGACAUGGAGAGGAGAGGGGUGGAGUAUCUGCAUGUUUACUGUGUUGACAACAUCCUGGUUAAAAUGGCUGAUCCAGUGUUCAUCGGGUUCUGUGUGACGAAUGGGGCAGACUGUGGUGCCAAGGUGGUGGAGAAGGCAUAUCCAGCAGAACCGGUGGGUGUGGUGUGUCAGGUGGAUGGUGUGUAUCAGGUAGUGGAAUACAGUGAGAUCCAAGCCAAGACAGCAGAACUUCGUGGGCCAGAUGGAAAACUUCUAUACAGCGCUGGGAACAUCUGCAACCACUUCUUUACGCGAGACUUCCUGCAAGAGGUGGCACAGAAAUUUCAGGGUCAGAUGAAACAACAUGUGGCCAUUAAGAAAGUGCCCUUUGUGGACCAUGAGGGGAAUCAGGUGAAACCCUCCAAACCCAACGGGAUUAAAAUGGAGAAAUUUGUUUUUGAUGUAUUCCAGUUUGCAAGGAAGUUUGUUGCAUUUGAGGUUUUUAGAGAGGAGGAGUUUUCCCCAUUGAAAAAUGCUGAUGGGGCACCAGUGGACACACCCACCACAGCACGGCGGGCACUGCUCAGACAGCACUACAGCUGGGCGCUGGCAUCUGGAGGGCAUUUUGUCACGGACCAGGGGGAGACCAUAGCCCCUAAAAAUAGACUGGGUCAGGACGAAGAUCCUCCUGCCGUCUGUGAGAUCUCUCCACUCGUGUCAUACUUCGGAGAGGGUUUGGAGGUGUUGCUGAAUCAGAAGAAGUUGAGGUCUCCCUUCAUUCUAGAUGAGAAGAAUGCUAAAAAUAUAGUCUAGAUCCUCUCUCAGGCUUGUAUC